AUGACGACCUUUGAUGACCUCCUGGAGGAGGCUGGCACUUUCGGACACUGUCAGAGGCGUGUCUUUGCCCUGCUCUGUCUGUUGUCAUUGCCUUUUGCAGGUGUGUACGUUGGUAUCGUCUUCCAGGGUUUCACCCCAGAUCACUGGUGUUGGGACUCUGCAGUAGUGGAGAGGAGGCAGGCGUGCGGCUGGAGCCUGGCAGACGGUCGCAGGCUGACGGUGCCGCUGGUCAACAACUCUGGAGUGCUGCAGCAGAGCAGCUGUGAGCAGUACGAGGUGGACUGGAACACCACAACGCUCACCUGUGACACACAAGAACUAAAUCUGACUGAGGCUCCAGUUACCACAUGCAAGAAUGGCUGGGAGUAUCAGUAUGAAGGCAGGAAGUCCUUUGUCACAGAGUUUAACCUGGUGUGUUCAGAUGGAUGGCUGGUGGACAUGUACCAGUCCAUGCUCAAUGUGGGCUUCCUCAUUGGCAGCUUUGCUUUUGGUUACUUUGCUGACAGGUUUGGCCGGAAGAUCAGUUUCCUAAUAUCCAACGUACUAAAUUUGAUCUCAGGGAUUGUGCUGGCUGUGGCUCCAAACUACAUCUCCAUCCUGGUGUUUAGGACCAUCUUUGGUUUCGCAGUCAAAGGAGGCUGGAUGGCCUCAUAUGUGCUGCUCACAGAGAUCGUUGGAGUUGAGUACAGAAGGAUGGUGGGCACGUUGUACCAGAUGUUCUUCAGUGUCGGCAUCCUCAUCCUCCCUCUGCUCGCCUACUUCAUCACUGACUGGCGGUGGCUGCAGGUCGUCAUCACUGCACCCUACAUGCUCUUCCUGACUUACUACUGGUUUAUCCCAGAAUCUCCAAGGUGGCUCAUCUCUCAGAACAAUUCUUCAAAAGCUUUGGAGAUCGUUGAAGCUAUGGCCAAGGAGAACAAGAAGAAACUCUCUAAGAAAGUUGAGACGUUGAGUGAUAAUGAGGGUGAUUCCACUUCUGCAUCUUUGCUGGACCUGAUCAGAACUCCAAAUAUGAGGAAACACACUUUCAUCCUCAUGUUCAACUGGUUCACCAGUGCUGUGGUUUAUCAAGGCCUCAUCAUGCGUGUAGGGAUAACAAGAGGAAAUAUCUACAUUGACUUCCUCAUCUCUGGUCUAGUGGAGUUCCCUGCUGCCUUCCUCAUCCUCUUCACCAUUGAACGUAUCGGCCGGCGCCUACCCUUUGCCUCUGCCAACAUUGUAGCUGGAGCCUCCUGCUUGAUCACUGCCUUCAUUCCUGACAGCAUGUUCUGGUUUAAGACGGUGGUGGCCUGCGUCGGUCGGCUGGGUAUCACCAUGGCCUUUGAGAUGGUGGUGUUUGUUAACACUGAGCUCUACCCAACAUUUGUCAGGAACCUGGGAGUGUCAGUUUGUUCGACUCUGUGUGAUGUUGGAGGCAUCGUAUCUCCAUUCCUGCUCUACAGACUGGCUGUCAUCUGGCAGGAGCUGCCACUCAUCAUAUUUGGAAUAGUCGCGCUUAUAGCUGGAGGUUUGGUGUUGUUGCUGCCUGAAACCAGAGGAGUUCCUCUCCCUGAGACCAUUGAUGAUAUUGAGUUUCCUAAUAGGAAAAAGCAGGAUGAAGUGGAGAACCAACAAAUGAACAAACCUGACCUGACAAACAAGGAAACAACAUCUUUGUGACUGUCUUUGUGUGCAUGCAUGUGUGUAGAUUUUCCUCACUGUGAUACAAUUCACUGCCCUCUACUAACAAGGAAGUAAGUUUUUUUAAAAUACAUUUUCUAUAAAGCAUGACUUACACAUGU
Micropterus dolomieu (smallmouth bass) is the source of this 1781-nucleotide messenger RNA. Its product is annotated as solute carrier family 22 member 2-like. Lineage: Eukaryota; Metazoa; Chordata; Actinopteri; Centrarchiformes; Centrarchidae. The record is from RefSeq and is a predicted model, not a curated record. Gene Ontology annotation, cellular component: membrane. Gene Ontology annotation, biological process: transmembrane transport. The transcript has 12 exons. Bases 1 to 1659 code for a protein of 552 amino acids.